This is a messenger RNA of Protobothrops mucrosquamatus (brown spotted pit viper), 1722 nucleotides long. It is a transcript of the gene DRG2, whose product is annotated as developmentally regulated GTP binding protein 2. The record is from RefSeq and is a predicted model, not a curated record. Lineage: Eukaryota; Metazoa; Chordata; Lepidosauria; Squamata; Viperidae. Gene Ontology annotation, cellular component: cytoplasm. Gene Ontology annotation, molecular function: GTPase activity; GTP binding. The transcript has 13 exons. Gene Ontology annotation, biological process: cytoplasmic translation. The coding region runs from base 26 to 1120 and encodes 364 amino acids.
AUCGCAUUCCGCCCGAGUCGCCACGAUGGGGAUCCUGGAGAAGAUCGCGGAGAUCGAGAAGGAGAUCGCCCGGACCCAGAAGAACAAGGCUACGGAGUACCACCUGGGUCUGCUGAAGGCCAAGCUCGCCAAGUACAGAGCUCAACUUCUAGAACCUUCCAAAUCAGCUGCGGCCAAAGGGGAAGGCUUCGAUGUGAUGAAGUCGGGGGAUGCUCGGGUGGCGCUGAUCGGUUUCCCUUCUGUGGGUAAGUCCACGUUUCUGAGUUUAAUGACUUCCACGGCUAGUGAAGCAGCUUCUUAUGAAUUCACGACAUUGACCUGCAUUCCUGGAGUCAUAGAGUACAAAGGAGCCAAUAUCCAGCUUCUAGAUCUUCCUGGGAUCAUUGAAGGAGCUGCUCAAGGGAAGGGCCGAGGACGCCAAGUGAUUGCGGUGGCCCGGACCUCAGAUGUCGUCAUCAUGAUGCUGGAAGCCACCAAGGGAGAAGUGCAGAGAGCUCUCUUGGAAAAGGAACUGGAAACAGUUGGCAUCCGGCUGAACAAAAAUAAACCCAACAUCUACUUCAAGCCCAAGAAGGGGGGUGGCAUCUCCUUCAACUCCACCGUGAGCUUGACUCACUGCUCGGAGAAGCUGGUGCAGCUCAUCCUUCACGAAUACAAAAUCUUCAAUGCGGAGGUUCUGUUCAGGGAAGACUGCAGCGCAGACGAAUUCAUUGACGUGAUUGUCGGCAACCGAGUGUACAUGCCCUGCCUUUACGUUUAUAACAAAGUUGACCAGAUCUCUAUGGAAGAGGUGGACCGCCUGGCUCGGAGGCCCCAUAGCGUCGUGAUUAGCUGUGGCAUGAAGCUGAAUUUGGACUACCUGCUGGAAACGCUGUGGGAAUAUCUGGCUCUCACCUGCAUCUUCACAAAGAAAAGAGGCCAGAGACCUGAUUUUUCAGAUGCAAUCAUUCUGCGAAAGGGGGCCUCCGUACAGCACGUGUGUCACAGAAUUCAUCGGACGUUAGCUGACCAGUUCAAGUACGCCCUUGUGUGGGGAACCAGCACCAAGUACAGCCCCCAACGAGUCGGGCUCAGCCACGUGGUGGAGCAUGAAGACGUCAUCCAGGUGGUGAAGAAGUAAUCGCCCGCACCUUGCUCCCCUCCGUAGAGUUUCCAUGCAGCUUAACUGUAAAAUGUGUAAGAACUAACCUGCCCCACAUGGUCAAAGGAGGCGGGGCAGGGAGGACACUCUUCCCCAGUCCUAGAAGGAGAGACAGCCACAGAGGGGGGCGAAGCUUUUUGGGGACACAGAAGGACCAGGGUUUUCUCCUGAGUGGGGAAACUUGCUUAGAUGAAGCCUGUCGCUGAGGGUCCUUCGAGCACUCGAUGGGAGAGGAUUUGAGACCGAACGAGGAUGGCAGCCUGGCUACCUCUGGUCAGCGGCCUCAGAUUUGUGACCUGGUGACCCUGGAGUGGGAUGUCGGAUCCAGAAUGAAGAACCUGCCUUUCUCCCUUCAGAACUCAGCCUUGCCACCUCUUCUCUGUGGACAGGAGAUCCAUAAAGGAAGGAUCUACCCACGCCUGGGAGCCUGGAUUGAUGAGUCCUCUCCCCUCCUCCCUCCUCAUUUCACCAGGUCAUCUCCUGGUCCCAUAGCCCACCCCCAGACUUCGACUCCAGACCCAUCAGCCCCCUUCUCCCUUGACCUUCUGCUGAAAUAAAGGAUGGUCCUCACGUCUCUUUGG